AUGGACAGCAAAAUACAGUCUGAAGAAAACUCGGAGUUGCGUCGCCGUCAGAGCCGUUCAAAACAGUCUGAAAAUCCGAAAUAUGAUGCCCAAAGAUUGGACAGAAGAAAGAAGACCUUUAGAAAGUUACAUGAUUUGAAGCUAGCUUUCAGUGAAUUUUAUCUAAGUCUUGUUUUACUGCAAAAUUAUCAAUCCCUUAAUUUCACUGGAUUCAGAAAAAUAUUGAAAAAGCAUGACAAGCUUCUCCGCCGGAACACAGGACUACUUUGGCGGCAACAGGUGGUUGAGUGUGCACACUUUAAUACUAGUAGGGAGGUUGAUGACCUUAUCACAGAGGUUGAGAAUAUAUUUACGGAGAAACUAGAACAAGGUGAUAGACAAAAAGCCAUGAAACGGCUGCGAGUGCCUCCACUUUCCGAAAAGUAUAAUCCACGUGGUUUAUUCCUUUUUGGUUUGUUUUUUGGAGUUUUUCUGGCUCAGUUUAUUGUUAUAUUGUUAACUUGUAUAUUUUUACGCCCAUUACCACCACAUUAUCUCCCAGCUUUAAGAUUAUUUCGUGGGACAUUUCUCCUUAUAUUCUUUCUUUGUUUAUUUGGUGUAAAUACAUAUGGAUGGCGUUCAUCUGGUGUAAAUAAUGUCCUUAUUUUUGAAUUGGAUCCAAGAACACAUUUAGAUCAUUUUCAAUUAUUACAGAUUUCAUUCUUCUUUGCUAUGAUUUGGGGGUGUGCGCUGAUUUAUUUCUUAUUUAGUGAAGCACUACAUUCACCUGGAUAUGCAUCACCAUUGGUACUUGUUUCAUUCAUGACACUUUACUUAGUCAAUCCGUUUAGUUUUGCUCAUUCCAAAGCACGUCGUUGGUUAUUACGUGUAUUAGGACGAAUUAUCAGAGCACCAUUUGCAAAAGUUUCUUUCGCAGAUUUUUGGCUAGCGGAUCAACUAACUAGUUUAAGUUUCAUAUUUCCAGAUAUAGCUUAUUUUAUUUGUUUUUAUUCAUCACAAAUUGAUUGGGCUAAUGGAAUGAGUUACAAACCACAAAAUUCUUCUUCUUUGACAUUACCUUCACUAGUUAUGGGACAUAAUAGUCAAUAUUCUAAUUCAACACGUUUAACAAUUCCUUCUUGUGCUUCUCAUUCAAAUGAAAUUAUAGCUAACAGCUGUCAAUGUGAAGGUAUUCUUUUCGGUUUGGAUCCAAUUUUAAAGGUGUUACCGUCUUGGUUUCGAUUUGCCCAGUGUUUGAGGCGUUAUCGAGACAUGGAUGUUAAAAAAGCCAAUCCUCAUUUAUUAAACGCAGGGAAAUAUUCUACAGCAUUUCUGGUAUCUACUUGUGGUGUCUGGCUGGCAUUCGAUCGAGGUACUUGGCCAUUGGUAGCUUAUAUUAUAUCUAGUAUUAUACGAUCUGGUUACACAUAUGCAUGGGAUAUUCUUAUGGAUUGGGGUUUAUUAGAUUGUCGGUCAGAAGAUAAACUAUUACGUGAUGAACUAGUCUACAGAUAUAGAGGUUAUUAUUUCUUUGCAAUAAUUGAAGAUUUUGUGCUCCGUUUAACAUGGAUCGCUCGUCUAAGUUUUGAACGUAUUGGAUUUGCACGGAUGGAAAUUAUCACAACAAUAUUUUUGACAACUGAAGUUAUUCGACGUUUUAUAUGGAAUUUCUUUCGUUUGGAGAAUGAACAUUUGAAUAAUUGCGGUCAAUUUAGAGCUGUUCGUGAUAUAUUUAUUACACCUCUACCUAAACGGCCGCCAAGAACAUCAUCGUUAACAACAUUUGGAAAUUCUAAUUCUCAUAGUGUAUUUAGUUCGAAAUUGGCUCGACCAAAUGUUCACUCGAAAUAUUCAGGGAAACCGGUUGGAUAUUCUCCGGAUGAUGGCCGAAGAAGUGUACCUGAUUUUACACGAGAUAAAUCUUUUAAUUCACCACAUAAACCCAGUCAUUUCCAAGCAUCUGACUCAUUAAGAUCUAGAAGAACAUAUGACGUUAAGGAUACUGAGCACGAAAACUAUUUAACAGAAAUUAAAACCUCUAUGGAAGACAACGAUUUGUUUUCACAAGAGGAAAAACAGGAAAAUCCAUUUCAUCGAUUUUGGAGACAUAUGAGAUCGUUAGGAAAAAGUUCGUCUCAUUCGAAACAUAGUAAUCAUCAAUUUGACGCUAAUUACGAGUUGUCGACCAAUGAAAUCUCUCAUAACUCAAUCGAAAAUAAACCUACAUUUACCUUAUUUAUUGAUGAUGCAGAUGACAAUAAUCUUCCAAAUACAUCUAAUCAAAUGUCAGCUUCAUUUAAUUCCAGAGAGGAGCAUUCUUCAUUAGAGAAGCCAAAUGAAAUCUCACCAGUAAAAUCGAAUUCUAAUCAACCAAGUGCUUCUAAGUCUCAUCCUUAUAUAAGGGAAAGACGUGUUCUUAUACUGAAUCACCAGACAGAUAAUGAAUCUGGGGAACCUUAUGAAAAGUGCAGGCUUGAUCCGACUCAGGAGAUCAUAAAAGAUUAUUCAUCAUCUCCGGUAAAAAAAUUACCACCGAAAUCUAUUUUAACAUCAGAUCAAUGUAUAUUAAAUGUCGAUGACAAUGAGAAUAAAUCAAAUAAUCCAUGUGAUUCUGUAACUAAUUCUAAUCGUAAUGCAUUUGAACAAUUUUUGAAAAUACAUGAUAAUUUAUCAUCUAUCAGUGAAUUAGGUCAUUCAAAUACAUCAGUAUCUCAUAUUAAUCAAGGUUUUGUUGGAUCUAAUCAACCAGAUAAUGAAUUACCUAAUACACUUAAUAAUAAUAAUAAUACUGUAAUUAAUGAUUGUCAAAUAAUAAUAAGGGGUCCAUCACAUAUGGGAAUCGUUCAACAUGAAAAUGAGUCACAGUAUACUAUUCCUAUUACGUUGGUUUCUAACAGUGAAUCUAAUCAAAAUUUAUCAACUACUACACAACUAAUGGAUGUUCAUAAAGGAUACACACAGCAGAAUAGCAUAAUAAUAUUGAUGUGUAUAAACAACUGA
This is a messenger RNA of Schistosoma mattheei, 2979 nucleotides long. The record is from the annotation of a GenBank genome assembly. Lineage: Eukaryota; Metazoa; Platyhelminthes; Trematoda; Strigeidida; Schistosomatidae.